AUGCUCCGCAUCACCGUCCUUCUUAUCGUUAUCGCGCUCACCAUGGGAACGACUGUAGCUCUUCGAGGGGCUCUCAUGAGACAUGGUCGCUCGCUUCCAAUCAACAAGAUUGGCUCGCCGGCGCAGUCGUCGCCGUCGUGUCGCGUCGUUCAACUAGCGGUGCCAUGCAUGUUCUCGCGCAACCGCGAGUGCUUCAUCGACAAAAUCUGUGCUCUUGACGAGACGACGGCAGCGUCGAACGCGAUCGCGGUGAAAUCGGCAUUAUUGGCGCAUGGCGAUUUGCGCUAUCAGCCGCGCCGAAAUGAUUUCCUUCGUUUCGGCCGCUCAUCUGUAGCAAACAUCGCUAGCGGUGAACCCGAAGACGUCGCUUAUUAUCGUCUCGUCAGAGUCGCCUACGAUUCUUAA
Molecule: messenger RNA, 405 nt
Organism: Caenorhabditis bovis
Lineage: Eukaryota; Metazoa; Nematoda; Chromadorea; Rhabditida; Rhabditidae
Source: the annotation of a GenBank genome assembly